AGAUCUGGUAUUAUUUCUUUGCAGGUUAUGAAUGCGAGCCAUACAACAAUCCUGCUGAUUUUUUUCUGGAUAUCAUUAAUGGAGAUUCAACUGCUGUGACACUCAGCAAAUCAGAAUCUGUCAGUCAAUACAAUUUAUCAGAAACCAUUGAAGAGGACAGAGGUGAUAAGACUAUUGCUGAGAAAUUAGUGGAGUUGUUUUCCAGUUCCCCUUACUACAAAGAAACAAAAGCAGAAUUAGAGAAGCUGUCUUUGAAAAAUAAAAGGAAGAUGAGUGCAGAUUUCCAGAAAAUCACAUAUAGCACUUCCUUCUUUCACCAGCUCAAGUGGGUGUCCAGACGCACAUUUAAAAACUUGAUAUAUAACCCACAAAGCUCCAUGGCCCAGCUGUGUAUUACAACUGGUCUGGGAGUAGUUGUAGGAGCCAUUUUCUCUGGAAUAAAAAAUGAUUCCAGUGGCAUUCAGAACAGAGUUGGUGCUUUAUUCUUUUUGACCACCAAUCAGUGUUUGAGCAGUGUUACAACGAUUGAACUUUUUGUCACAGAAAAAAAGAUAUUUAUACAUGAAUAUAUCAGUGGUUACUACAGAGUAUCUGCAUAUUUUUUCUCAAAGAUAAUAGCUGAUUUAAUACCCAUGAGGACUUUACCAAGCAUCAUCUUCACCUGUAUAAAUUAUUUCUUAAUAGGUUUCAAGCCAACAAUUGGAGCCUUCUUUAUCAUGAUGGUUACCCUUAUACUGGUCGCCUACACAGCCAGUUCUAUGGCUCUGGCUAUAGCAACGGGACAAGAUGUUGUGGCUGUCGCUAAUCUCCUCAUAAAUAUUUGCUUUGUUUUUAUGAUUGUUUUCUCUGGCUUGCUGGUAAAUCUCACAAGCAUCGCAUCUUGGCUUUUCUGGCUGAACUAUUUCAGCAUCCCUCGCUACGGCCUGACAGCUUUGCAAAUUAAUGAAUUUACAGGUCUAAGCUUUUGCCAGAAUGCCAAUGUGACUGGGGUCAAUGUAAGUUGCAUCACUUCUAGUCCAUUUACAAUCUGCACUGGAGAAGAAUAUUUGAAAAUGCAAGGCAUUGAAGUGUCUGCUUGGGGCAUGUGGAGGAAUUAUGUGGCUCUUCUAUGCAUGACACUAAUCUUCUUUACAAUUGCAUAUUUGAAACUGCGCUUCCUGAAGAAGUUCUCUUAAUUCAGCUGAGUUAACAAGCAUCUAGUAUAACACAAUACAAUGCAGUUUUGAUAGUGAAUGGACUAAAAAUGUUUUAACAUUUUCAAAGAUUACAUUAAAGAUUUUGAUAACUGUGUUCAGUUUUUACUAAUACUGCUUGCUACCGAGCUACAUCUAUUACAAAAGUCUUACGCGCCUGGAGACAGCAGAGGAUUGCUGACAGCUUACAAUUUAGGCCUGGGAUUUCCAGGGACCAAGGAAUGCUGUAGAAACCCCAGAUCAGCAGUAAGGGAGAUGUAAACAGAGAAGCAUCUUUGACAUCCUAAGGUGACAAAGGCUUAGUCUGCAUUAUUGAUAGUGGCAGACAGCUAGCUCAAGAAAGCACUUGAAAAAAAUAUCUAAACAUGUCUACCUAGAAAUAUAUAGUUUAAAAAACUAUAUAAAGUGAAGUUGGAUGAGAAUUUAGUUUCCUUAUUUAACGCAGAUGGGCAGGGCAGUAAGUGAAACUGACUAGGCCUUCAA
This is a messenger RNA of Chrysemys picta bellii (western painted turtle), 1676 nucleotides long. Lineage: Eukaryota; Metazoa; Chordata; Testudines; Emydidae. The record is from RefSeq and is a predicted model, not a curated record.